AUGCCUUCCCUCCAGCUAAAAUUUCCGUCCAGGACGGACCACACUGCAGUAGAGGCUGGUCUCAGCUAUAACUGGUGUGGCAAGACUGCUCAAGCAAUCUCUGUCUGGGAAGUAUUACGCGGCAAGGAUGGCUUGCUUCAACACUUUCCGUCUAGGAAGGAUUACACUGCAGUGAAGGCUUACCUCUGGAGUGCAACAGAGAUGCAUAAUCGAAAAAUCCGUCCAGGACGGAACACACUGCAGUGA
Messenger RNA from Stereum hirsutum FP-91666 SS1, 246 nucleotides. RefSeq lists its product as uncharacterized. Lineage: Eukaryota; Fungi; Basidiomycota; Agaricomycetes; Russulales; Stereaceae. The transcript has 3 exons. Bases 1 to 246 code for a protein of 81 amino acids. The record is from RefSeq and is a predicted model, not a curated record.